Molecule: messenger RNA, 1165 nt
Organism: Schistosoma turkestanicum
Lineage: Eukaryota; Metazoa; Platyhelminthes; Trematoda; Strigeidida; Schistosomatidae
Source: the annotation of a GenBank genome assembly
CGCAGAUUAUAUAAAGUUAGCGUUACUGAUGAAUAGCCCUUCAAAUGAAAUCAUACAACUAACUAAUGAUGAUGCUACAUCCAGUAAAGCUUAUGCCGUUUCUCGAGGCUACUGGAAAGACAAAUAUAUCAGAUAUUUCUGUUCCUCUCCUUUACACAAAACUCCGGAGAUUAAUCGUGGCUAUUUUAUAAGAACAACUGCAUUCAGAGCGAUUGCCAAAUCAUUUAUCAAGUCCACAGGUGGAGCCUGUCAGAUUAUAAAUCUUGGUGCAGGCUCAGAUACACUCUACUUCGCUCUAAAAGAUGCUCAAGAAACCCCAGAAUUAUACAUUGAAGUGGAUUUAGCAUCAAAUAUUCAACACAAAGCUAUAACAAUACAAAGAAGAAAAUUACUCGACGCAACAAGAGCCUUUCCACCUCAAGGCGAUAAUUUAACGCCUACAAUAAAUCAAAAUAUUUCUGCUGUCGACACAUCAAACGAUAAUUUGCACUACGUUUUCGAAACAGGACGGUUUCACUUACUCAGUUUUGACCUACGAAGACCUGUCCAAGAUUUUCUAGAUGUCCUUUGUUCCUCAGUUAGUGGACCUGGUUGUUCUAAAAUCUGUCCAACUCUCUUCCUUGCUGAAUGCGUACUUGUCUAUAUGUCUCCAGAGACAAGCUUUCAGUUAUUAAAUGGUCUUUCGAUGAACUUUCCCCAUGCUUCAUUCCUACAUUAUGAACAGGUUAAUAUAAAUGAUUCAUUUGGUUCUAUCAUGAUCAAAAAUUUUCGUGCUCGUUCCUGUGAGCUUCCUGGUCUUGAUGCGUGUCAGUCACUAGCUACUCAAGAAGAACGGUUUUAUAAGGCUGGCUGGAAAAAAGCCAAAGGAUGGACCAUAAAUGAAGUUUAUAAGACGUUACCUUCCAGUACUCGAUAUAGAAUAGAACAUUUGGAACUGUUGGAUGACCUUGAAGUGACAAUGCAAUUGUUCGAUCACUAUUGUAUUCUCUUGGCCACUAAUGAUGAAACGCUUUGUCCAAAUACACAGUUUGAAAAAUCAUUAGCCACUAUUGAAUAGUCAUCUUUCUAAAUGAAAUAUCUAAUUCAUCAAAAAAUAUACACUGUACUGAAUUUUUCAUAUUUUGAUUUGUUUAUCAUUUGUAAAGUAUUUAUAUCAUACAACUUC